Molecule: messenger RNA, 2015 nt
Organism: Heteronotia binoei (common prickly gecko)
Lineage: Eukaryota; Metazoa; Chordata; Lepidosauria; Squamata; Gekkonidae
Gene: CACUL1
Product: CDK2 associated cullin domain 1
Exons: 9
Coding region: 212-1321 (369 amino acids)
Biological process (GO): ubiquitin-dependent protein catabolic process
Molecular function (GO): ubiquitin protein ligase binding
Source: RefSeq, a predicted model, not a curated record
CGCGUUAGGCAGGGCAAUUUUACGGCAGAGAGCUUUAUCGCUUCCGGUGGGCGCACUCAGAAGCUUGGGGCUGUUUUCGUUCUCGCUAGUUCGGAGACGUGACGGCUGCCGCUUUGCGAUGCCAAGCAAUCCAUUGUGACAGUUCUCUCCGUCCCCCGCUCUCCGUCUCCCUCCCCGCCCGGGCCGAGCGGGCCCUCCCCGGCCUGUCGGGAUGGAGGAGGAGAGCAUGGAGGAGGAGGGCGGCGGCGGCGGCGGCAGCAUCAGUAGCAGCAGCAGCAGCUACGAGGCCUUAAUGGACGACCAAAACCACAACAACUGGGAAGCGGCGGAAGCAGCGGGAGGGGGAAGGGGCAGUUACGGCCACCAACCGCUGCGGCCUUCCUCGCCCUCCGCGGUGGAGUCCCGCGGCGAAUGCGCUCACGGCGGGGCCCUGGACCCGCAGGAGGACUUCGAGAUGCAGAUGUUGUCCGAGCCUGCCUUUGGCCAAGGGAGGGGCUGCGAGAGGGCGCCGGGGAAAGGAGACGCCGCCGCCACCGUCGGGAUCAACAUCAACAUCAACCCCUCCGCCUCCAAGUUCUUAAUGAAUGUUAUAACAAUAGAAGAUUAUAGGAGCACAUAUUGGCCAAAGUUGGAUAGUGCCAUAGAUCAACUUUUAACUCAGAGUCCUGGUGACUACAUCCCCAUCUCCUAUGAGCAAAUAUACAGUUGUGUGUAUAAAUGUGUGUGCCAGCAACAUUCGGAACAGAUGUAUAGUGACCUAAUAAAAAAGAUAACUAACCACUUAGAGAGAGUCUCAAAGGAGCUGCAGGCCAGCCCUCCAGAUCUCUACGUUGAAAGGUUUAACAUAGCACUUGGGCAGUAUAUGGGAGCAUUACAGAGCAUUGUGCCUCUUUUCAUAUAUAUGAAUAAAUUUUACAUAGAAACGAAGCUUAACCGUGACUUAAGAAAUGACCUUAUAAAACUGUUUACGGAACAUGUUGCAGAAAAGCACAUUUACAGCCUGAUGCCUUUACUCCUAGAAGCUCAGUCCACGCCUUUUUGGAUAAGCCCUUCCACUAUGGCAAACAUUGUGAAAGGAUUAUAUAUGCUUAGGCCAGAAUGGGUUCAGAUGGCACCAGCUUUAUUUUCUAAAUUUAUUCCAAACAUCCUUCCUCCUGCAGUAGAAUCUGAACUUGAAGAAUAUGCUGCUCAAGACCAGAAACUUCAACAAGAACUUAUUCAGGAAGGAUUUUCCAGGGGUGAUCAGUCACGUAAGAGACCUGGAGAAGAAUUAACCUACAAUGGCUCAACAUCCUGUGCAAAUUUAAGGGGAUGCAGAUAGUGACUGUACUAGAAGUCUUUUAUUCCCAAUCAUAGUGGACACUGGAGCAGCAUUGGAGGGGGAGGUAUCCAGAGGCUCAGUUGGGAUCUACUGAUGCUCAGGUUCUUUGAUGCAAACUACACCUAGAAGAGGAGUGUGGACUUAUAUCUUGCCAUGUAAUAAAAUUUCUGUUGCUGCUAAUUUGGGGCUAACUUGGAACAAUGUGACUGGUCUUGACAAGUGGUUGUUUAUUUUUUUGCAAUACUGCCUGGAAAUAACCUUCACUGCUUAAUAGAACUUAGUAACCAAAAAGAACAGCUUCCUUUGAAAGAAACAUUUGCACUUUUUUUGUGGACAUUGCUGUUAAAAUUUGUGCCCAUUAUGUUUUGUCUGGAGCUUUGUCUUAAAAACAAACUUUGCACAUGCAGAUGGUGUUUCUUUUUCUGCACAAGGGUUGCCUCUAACAGUUGGUUUCAUGCAGUUGACACUCUACAUUCCAGACAUCAUUUCUUCAUUUAGACCCCUCACCCAAGUCCCCGUUAUUUUUACUGGGGUUUUUGCCAUUUCUUCUCUCUGCCCUCAUCUUGUCUUUAGCAUAUGACAUUUGCAAUGUCACAACAUAAAAUAUUUCUCUUUAAGCUGUGAUUUGAUUAAACACCCUGCACAGACUUUUCUGCAGUCCUUGGUUUUCCUUAAGAAAAGAAACUGGAUACUU